Molecule: messenger RNA, 513 nt
Organism: Pisolithus orientalis
Lineage: Eukaryota; Fungi; Basidiomycota; Agaricomycetes; Boletales; Pisolithaceae
Exons: 1
Coding region: 133-474 (113 amino acids)
Source: RefSeq, a predicted model, not a curated record
AGUGUCGCAAUUGCUCUUUACCUUGUGAUGAAUCAGGACUGCUCAUCUCCAACUGCUCUAGAACUUGAGUACAUAUAAAAAUGUGUCCAAAGGUAACCAAUCAUAUAGUGAACAGUAAGGAGUGCAACCUUGAUGUCACUGCUUAUGUUGGAGAUAUAUUCUCCCCUGUGUUUUGUUCUUUUUGGUGUGAUGUUUACCUCAUUACAUAAUCACCCUGGAGCAUACACUUUGUGCACUUUUCCUCCAGGUUCCCUCAGUAGACCUUGUGCUUGGUUGGCACCUUGCAAACAUGUUCCAGCUGUCUGCACCACUGCACUUUCUUUUUCUCUGAAUACAGUGCUUUGCAGACCAUUAUUAUGGCAGCCAUUUUAUCCAGCUCAAUCAGAGUUUGCAUUGGAGUCAUUUGAAGACAUACCCUGUAAGGAAGGCAAUGGGCAUCAGCACAAACAUUUAAAUUUCAAGUGUUGCUUCUGAUAGCUAUAUUGAAAGGGUGCUGUGGGCAGCCUCAGCAGU